CCUCCUCCGCCCUCCGCCCCCCCUUCCCCUUCCCCUCCCCACCCGGGAGGAGAGGCACGGAGUGACCGACGGAGCCACCGCUCCGGCCGCUCCGACACCCCGCUCUCCUCCAUGGGGCACAGGUAAGCGCGCCGCCCCCCGCCCCCCGGGGCGAGCGGGGGUCGCCAUGGCCGCCCCCCCACCCCUUGAGGGGCGGCGGGGAGCCCCAUCCGCUGCUCCCGCACCGCCGCGCCGGUGCUAUCCCCGUUAUUAUCCCCCUUAUUAUCUCCGUUUUUAUCCCUAUCCCCGCUUUGAUCCCCGUUUUGAUCCCCGUUAUUCCCCCCUGCCCGCCCGCCGCGGGGGCAGCGCGGCCGGUCGCGCCCUGCCCGCCGAGGGGGGCACGGAGCCUUCUUUGGGACGCGAUGUCCUAUUUGGUGUGGGUGGAUGGCUUAACUUGCUGGUAAUUUCUGCUGCGUCAACACCCAGCUCAAGGGAGAGGAGAAGAGACAAGGGGGCAUUUUAACAGCAGCUCCACUUGCGGAUAGCCAGCCUCAAUCCCGGCUCCAGCAUUAAAACCCUUUCCACCCCCUAAAAACCAGCAUCCGUGCAAGUUGGACCAAGAGUUUGUCAGGAGUGUGGUUCAAAACUGCUUGGAAAAAGGGAUGAGGACAUCUGAUGAACCUUCUGGAGCUUCUUACCAGAGACCAUUCUCCUGUCUUCAUUGAAACAUGCACUGUCCAGCUGUGAAACAUUGCAAGGUUUAUUUUUGCUAACAGGAAACACUUUCAAGUAUCGUUCUGUCUUUCUCCUACAAGAGUUCCCACCAGUGCUGUCAGAAAGUCACAAACAGUGCACUGCCUGUGCUGCCCUGGGGCUGUUGAUGUCCUCAGCUGUUGUAGGAGAAACACUAGACCUGGAACCCAGUUUGUUACUGGACUUGUGGAAGAGGAAGCAUAAAGAUCUCCAAAUGAAUAACCGAAAGGAAGAUAUGGAAAUUGCUUCCCACUACCGUCACCUGCUGCGGGAGCUGAACGAGCAGAGGCAGCACGGGAUCCUGUGCGACGUCUGCAUCAUCGUGGAGGGCAAGAUCUUCAAGGCUCACAAAAACGUCCUCCUGGGGAGCAGCCGCUACUUCAAAACCCUCUACUGCCAGGUGCAGAAAACCUCUGACCAGGCCACAGUCACCCACCUGGACAUUGUCACUGCCCAGGGCUUUAAGGCAAUCAUUGACUUCAUGUACUCCGCACACCUGGCGCUGACCAGCAGGAACGUCAUCGAGGUGAUGUCGGCUGCCAGCUACCUGCAGAUGACAGACAUCGUGCAGGCCUGCCACAACUUCAUCAAAGCAGCUCUGGACAUCAGCAUCAAGUCUGAUGCCUCAGAGGACCUCGUGGAUUAUGAGCUGGGAGCCCCUUCCAGCAGCAGCACGGACGCUCUGAUCUCGGCAGUGGUGGCUGGCAGGAGUAUAUCCCCCUGGUUAGCUCGGAGAACAAGCCCAGCAAACUCCUCUGGGGACUCAGCCAUCGCCAGCUGCCACGAGGGAGGGAGUAGUUAUGGGAAAGAGGAUCAAGAACCAAAACCAGACAGCCACGAAGACAUUUCGUCCCAGUCUCUCUGGGCUAGUGACAUGGGCUAUGGGUCUUUGCGGAUCAAAGAGGAGCAGGUGUCACCGUCCCAUUACGGAGGGGGCGAGCUGCAUUCUGCCAAGGAUAGUGCAAUACAGAGUGGGUUCUCAGAGCAAGGAGUGGGGGAUGGCUGGCAGCCCACGGGCCGCAGGAAGAACAGGAAAAACAAAGAAACUGUGAGACAUAUUACGCAGCAAGUGGAGGAUGACAGCAGGGCAAAUUCUCCUGUGCUGCCCCUUUUGCCUGCUUCAGGAUGGCCCUACAGCAGUCGAGACCCAAGCGCGGAGGCGGCCGGGACGGAGCCCAGCAGCUCGGACAGCAGGGCGGAGCGGCCGGAGCCCUUCGGCAGCGUGGAGGAGGCGCUGCUGGCCGGGGAGCCCAGCUACAUCCCGCAGCCCCUGACCCCCGACAAGGAGGAUGCGCUGCAGGCCGCCACCGUGGCCAACCUGCGCGCGGCUCUGAUGAGCAAGAACAGCUUGCUGUCGCUGAAAGCCGACAUGCUGGGCGAGGACAGCUCGCUGCUCUUCGAGUACCUCCCCAAAGGCACGCACUCGCUCUCCCGGCCUGGCACCAACUCGAAUCCUUCAAGGGGUGAAAGUGAUGGCAAAGUGGAAGCACCAUCUCCCCCGCUGCCUUCAGCACACCUUGCCACUCAGAGCCCCCCUGGGAUCUGCUCUUCUGGUCACAUGUCACCAGAAUCUGCGAUAAAAGGAGAGGUGCCUUCCUCAACCCAGGCCGCCUAUGACAGAUUGCUGGCACUUUGGCAGUUUGAUAACUCUGACUCAGAUUCGAGUUUCCCAAGGUCUGAAGACAUGGACAUCACCGAUGGCACCUUCCUGGAUUCAGCCCUGGCCAAGAGGCUGCCCUGUGGCUUCUGCAGGAGGGUGUUCCAGUGUGCAGAGGAGCUGAAGGAGCACAUCCACGAGCACAGCUCCUCCACGCUGCUCCCACCCGGCCGCUUCCAGUGCUCCAAGUGCCCCGCCAGCUUCACUCUGAAAUCCAACAUGGAGCGCCACGAGAAGACCGUCCACUUGCACUUCAAUGAGUUCACAGUCAUCAGGAAGAAGUUCAAGUGCCCGUACUGCAGCUUCUCAGCCAUGCACCAGUGCAUCCUGAAGAGACACAUGCGCUCGCACACGGGGGAGAGGCCCUAUCCCUGCGAGAUCUGCGGCAAGAAGUUCACGCGCCGCGAGCACAUGAAGCGCCACACCCUGGUCCACAGCAAAGAUAAAAAAUACGUCUGCAAGGUUUGCAACCGGGUGUUCAUGUCGGCAGCCAGCGUGGGGAUCAAGCACGGCUCGCGCCGGCACGGCGUCUGCGCCGACUGCUCCGGCCGCGGCAUCGCCGGCCACCUGGACCACAACGGCGGGGAGGGCUCCCCCGAGGAGUGCUACCCGGGGGAGGGGCAGUACAUGGAAGACCCAGAUGACAUCAAAGUGGAAGGAGACGAGGAGAUGGGAGACGACGACGACAUCAAGUGGAAGGAUGACGUGGGGAUGUCACAGGAUGAUGUGAUUUUAGAUGAUGACAAAGAUGUCGACUCCCCGCAGGAGCAGGACAACUCUGGGGAGAACGACAAGGAUUUUACCUGGAUUUCUUAGGGAUUAUUUUUUGUUGUUGUUUUUUGGGUUGUUUUUUUUUUUUUUUUUUUGUUUCGCUCUGUUGUUUGUAGGGGAAGGGAGGGUGGGGAGGAAGGAGUAUGUUGGAAAAACUAAGUAGCCUUGUUGUGUCCAUGUGUGCAAAAUAACUCUUGUGUUUUCUAAACAAGUCCUUCUCUGUUCCACUCAGACACUGUCUUAGCAGGGUCGCUUCCAGCGGCACGACUGACUUCGCCUUCCCCCUUUUCCCCCUGUGACCCCCUGCCCAUGGCCACCCCUUUGGCCAAGCCAGCCAGGCUGCCCAGGAGGGAGGUGGAGUCUCUGCAGGAGUGAGGAGGCUGCUGAGGCAUGAAUCCUCCUCCCCUUCCUACUCCAAACCUAAGCACCAGGGAGGUCUUUGUGUCCAAAGCAGGUUUGUUGGUUGCUGGGGUUUUUUUUACACCUUGUCUGUGCUAAAAUCCCAGCAGUAGUGGAAUUUCAAGCUAAGGUUGUGAAAGCAGAUGGAUGGAUGUGUUGGAGGGCUUCCCCUGAUGAUACAGGCCUUUUGCAAAGUUAUUUCAAGAGUUUUAAUUAUUUUUUAUGGAGCCAAAUAGAUCAAAAGGCAAGUCAGAUUACAGCCUUACAAAUACUUCUCUUGGAUUCUUAGCUUCCAAAAGAAUUACCAUCAAAGACAGAUUGUGACUUUUUUUGGACCUACUGGCAUCUUACCCAUGUCCUGUCUUCCAGCCUUGGUCAUCCACAGGCACUGAAAUGCAUUUGUCUUUCUGGAAGCACCUUUUGCUCUAGAGGACACAGUUCUGUCCCUGUCAUUCUUCACAAAUAUCUUCACUUUUCUCCCUUUGCUCAGCUGCCUUCUUCACAAAUAUAUGCAAACUGUAGCAAAACUGAGGCAUUUGGCCAAGUGCAGGAUGAGCUGGGAAAGGUGAGGAGAUCCCAGCAGGGUGGAAUCUUGCUGCUCCCGUCCCAUGGACAUUUGUGGGGCCAGGAUUUCACCUGGGUACCUUGUUCUUCCUUGCCAAUCUCAGCAUUCUCAUUGAUCAUGGGUAGGUCUACCACCUGCUUAAUUCAUGACAAAAACUUUCAGCUUGAGUUGCACUGGUUCCUUGUAAAUUUUCUAAUAAACCAUUUUUUCUUUCAAUAAGAACCAGAUUUCUCUCCCAGUGUCUCCUCAGACUCUCUGGGCUGUUCCAGAUAGUUGGAUUCUCCCUGUUCAUAUUGGCCACUGUUGCCUUCUUCCAGCUACACCUAAAUAACAACAGCAACAGCAUGUGUUGGAAUUGUCUUAUUCCUGAGAAACAGCUUGUUCUACCUUCACCUCUUUGCUUCUGGUGCUUUUUAAAAUAAAUUUAAAAAAAAAAAAAAAAUCUGAAGACCUCACUCCAUCUUUGCCAUUGAGCAAUUUUCUACAGUGUCUGUGACUGUGGUACCUUGAAACCUGCCACGAAAGACAACCCAUUGCAGAAGCCAAAUGACUCAAGGUGCUAUUUUCCUUCCUGCAGGCCUGGUGGUCCGUGAGGAAAAGCGUGAUUCCGCCCAGCAAAGCAAUUAAAAGUAUAUUGUCCAAUAAACCCCCAUAAAGCAAAUAAUCUGAAAGGAUUUAAGCCACUUGGUGCCAGGAUUUCGUGGUGGGAGCCUCGAUCCUGGCACCUGCAGGAGCUGGUUUCUCCCUCCAUUCCCUUCUUCCAGUUGCACCCUGGGUUUAUGAUGUUCACUCCCUUUCUGUGCUCCUCAGUUCCUUGCAGGCAUUCACCUCCCUGGUUCAGCAUUGCUUCCACUGGGAGCCUCCAGGCUCCAGCUCCAUCAGUUUGGGUGUGCUCAAUGAUGUGGGAACACAAGUCUUUCCUAAAAUCCUCUGUGGCUCAGUGGGGCCACAGCAGCACUGCUGCUGCUGCCCCAUGGACUGGAGGAGUCUUUGUUGCUUUAGGCAGUGAGCAUGGACAACCCUCUUCCUUGAGCGAGUCAUGCAGGAACUUUUUUCUUAACUUGUAAAGAUCUCAUUUUACCUUUUAGCUUCUUUUCCUUCUCCUCCCCUAUUUAAAAAGCUGUAAAAACCCACCCAGUGUGUCACAGUGAGACUUUUAUAUACCCUUUUCCAGUGGUUUUGGGGGUCCCAGAGUGAGGAGGCUGUUCCCUUAUCCUGAUUUUGGCCCCCCCUGGAGUGUGGGCUCUGUAUUUAUUGUCAUUUACCCUGUAAAUAUGGAGGGGUUAGGGGGUGCCUGAAGUCCUGAAUGUGCAGCCUCACCUGUUGCAUGUAGACAAAUACAUACAGUACUUAAAGAUUUAUCUUUAGCUUUGCUUUUUAUAUGUUAAAAUCUAUUUAAAAGAGAAUUUUAAAGCCCAAACAGUUCAAACUCCUGGGUUUGUGUCACAUUCCGAUAGCCCAUCCUCUGCUGGUGUGUGUAUCCACCUUCUGAGGAGAAGCAGGUGUGGGCCAAGCCCUCCUCUUCCUCCCUGCCCUUGGGUGACUCAGUUUUAUCAUCAGAGUUACAGAGUGCUGAGCUUUCUUCACAAUUCCCUUGGAAAUACUUUAUUAUUUUCUUUCCUUAUUUUUAUUAAAGGUGGGCAGAGAGCCAGGUAGUUCUCAGGAGUGUUUCCAAAUUGUGUCACUUUGAGGCUCUUCGAACUGAGGAUGCAAAAAACAAAGAAAAAAAACAAAAGGAGAGAAAAAUGGAAAAUCCACAUAAAAGCUAACUUUUCCCAUGUCACAACCUCGCACGUGCUUCUGUCCCACUAACACACACCAUGUACCAAAUAAAACCCUUCCAACACCUGCUGUCUAUUGAAGUGCUUUGUUCUGAUGGAGGUGUGCAGAGUUGGAAUUGCAGGGAUUCAUCUUUAACCUUCCACGCUCCGACUUGGGUUGGAAAAAAACCGAAUUUGGGUGUGUUUUUUAUGCUGAAACUUUAUAAACUUCAUCAGUCACUCCAGGUGAUCGCAUCCCUCCAGCUUCUCUCCGGGGUCUCUCGGAUAUACUGCCUAUGCAAUCUUCUGCUCUUGGAGAUUUAAACAAAACCCCACUAAUUCUGCCUGUUCUGCAUCUUGUCUUUGUAUUUCCCUUCAGGGCUUUGUAUACUUCACUGAGGUUCCCUUUUUUUAAUUUUUUCUAAAUAUAUAUAUAUGUGUGUAUAUAUAUACAGACUUAGUUCCAAAACAAUAGUUUCCUUAGAGGUAAAACAUGGGUAUGCUCCAUAUUGAGAACUUGCAACUCAUUUUUUAAAAAGCAUUUGUACAUAUAAAUGUUCCUCCUUGAAUUCCUUGAUUACCCUCAUUUUUUUUUUAUUUUAAAUCUGAGUGCCAGGAGUAGAGAGCGGGAUGGGGCAGAGGACACCGUCCUGCCUGUGCCCUCUGGAAAACAUCCCAGGGAUCCAUGGACUUAGAAAACAUCUUAAAGGAUGGAGACAAACGAGGUCCUUGUGUUGAUUUGAGAUUCCCAAAAAUAUUCUUGAAAUCAUGACUUCCCAGUUUUGUGGUUUUUAAGGUCACCCCGAAGCCCCACAGCCGCGGAGCGGCUUUGCAGGGAGGCAGAGGGGGACGUCUCUAAUGAACGUUUGCAAAGUGAUUGUCCUUUCCCUUUUUUUACUUUUUCUUUAAUCAAAAAUCAGUUUUUUGGACAACAAAAUGAGUAAUUUCUGUCUGGAAGGAAACUCACUCCAGCAUUCCUUCCCCUUUUGUUUCCUCUCCCCACUCCUGCCUUUAAACACUCUGCCUCACCAAAGCAAAGCUGUGGCUUUGGGGUGGUGGCUGCGUUUUGGGACUGUCCCUGAGCUCCCUCCCCUCAAAGCUCCCCCUUUUGCACAUCACCCUCGAGGAAAGAAACUCCAUGAAAACAAUGCAAAAACUGGAAUUUUUUGUAAUAUUUUGAAAGAUAAUCUAAUUUUUGCUCAUUCUGUGACACGUGCGACUCCUACAAAAGCCAUAAUUAAUGGUUCCUUUGAUUUUGUAGAUCCUGAGUCGUGUUUUGAAUUUCAGCUUUUUUUUUUUCGUCCCCCUAGUCAGAGUGCUGUGUGUAUGCUUUCAUAUAUAUUUAUUUUUCAACGUGCUUUAAAUCUGUCUACAAAAAUAAAGCUGAACAAACACAAAAAGGACGGUGUUUGAAGAUUGUUGAUUUUUUUUUUUUGCUGGGAAUAUUCUAUAUUAUACUGACUUUAUAUUAAUUAUUAUAAACCUGUGUUUGUAUUGAAGAUGUGUUUAAUAUUUUGGGGAGGUUGAGGAGAUUUCGUAACCAGAAGUCAGUGGGAGAACAUGCUGUGUUGUACUGAUUUUCUGUCGAUGUAGUUCAGGUAAAUCUGAUUUUAUUUUCUAGUUGCUGCCCAGUUCCUCGCCUGCUGGGGGCUGCCCCUCAGAUAGAACCUUUGUGAUGGGAUUUAGCUUAGACAUACCUGCAAAAAUCAAUCAGUUUCAAUAAAUUGGGAAAUUGCUGCUACAA
Molecule: messenger RNA, 7628 nt
Organism: Oenanthe melanoleuca
Lineage: Eukaryota; Metazoa; Chordata; Aves; Passeriformes; Muscicapidae
Gene: ZBTB46
Product: zinc finger and BTB domain containing 46
Exons: 11
Coding region: 860-3205 (781 amino acids)
Biological process (GO): regulation of transcription by RNA polymerase II
Molecular function (GO): DNA-binding transcription factor activity, RNA polymerase II-specific; RNA polymerase II cis-regulatory region sequence-specific DNA binding; protein binding
Source: RefSeq, a predicted model, not a curated record